CUGGUUGCACGCAAGAAUCCUCUCCUAUAAACCAAAGCAACUUCUCUAUUGUUACCUGAGUUCGUUUGAAAAAAUAAAAAGCUAGGUCAAAUGAAAUGCGGGAUUCUAGUUUUGGUCUUUUAAUUCUACCUUAGCAAUGAUCGCACAUUGGAUGCCAUGUAAAAUCGAAGCAAACGGGAUGAAAGCGAAUUCCGAACUUCAAUGUCUAGAAACUUUAAAGUAAUUUGUAUGACAUGUGUCAUUUUCUAUUUCAGCAAUGAAUCUGGUGCAUUAAGUAAUCAUGUACUAGUUUCAAAUUUCCGCGGUAGGCCAUUACGAGGAGUUCAACUCAGUUUUCCUGACAGUUACUCACCAGUGGUUGUUCACCAUAGUGGUAUCGUGUCAGACGUUGGAACAGAACCAAUAAAAUUUGGGGCUAAGCUCGAUAAAAUAUUCCUAUGGAAUUUGUCUACGCCACCAAGUUUCUCAGACCCUAUACCAUUAUCUCUCACUUGGCUUCAUUUGGCUAGCAUUUUGCAUUCAAGCUCCUAAUAUUCGCUAAUACAUAUUGUUCACACUUUUUGUAUAUCUUGUUAUGAUGACGGUUAAUGUUUUACAUAUCUGUACAACUAAACGAAUGAUGAUCAUACAAGUAUUUCCAUAACUG
Molecule: messenger RNA, 646 nt
Organism: Schistosoma bovis
Lineage: Eukaryota; Metazoa; Platyhelminthes; Trematoda; Strigeidida; Schistosomatidae
Source: the annotation of a GenBank genome assembly